This is a messenger RNA of Nanorana parkeri, 806 nucleotides long. RefSeq names its product PYM homolog 1, exon junction complex associated factor (gene PYM1). Gene Ontology annotation, molecular function: RNA binding. The coding region runs from base 103 to 672 and encodes 189 amino acids. The transcript has 3 exons. Gene Ontology annotation, biological process: exon-exon junction complex disassembly. NCBI's taxonomy places the organism in Eukaryota, Metazoa, Chordata, Amphibia, Anura, Dicroglossidae. Gene Ontology annotation, cellular component: exon-exon junction complex; cytoplasm. The record is from RefSeq and is a predicted model, not a curated record.
GCAGGGGGACGCGCGCGGGAGCGGGCACGCAGACUGGGAAUUCUUGCAUGCCCGCUUUCACGUUACACCGGUGGCGGAAGUGAACGUGGUGAGAGGACCAAGAUGGCCACUCCAUAUGUGACCGAUGACUCCGGGAAAUACAUACCAUCCACUCAACGUCCGGAUGGCACGUGGCGUAAACAGAGGAAAGUAAAGGAGGGCUAUGUGCCUCAAGAGGAAGUUCCUGUUUAUGAAAACAAGUACGUGAAGUUUUUCAAAAGUAAGCCUUCCCUUCCGCCCGGCAUGAGCCAUACAGAUCCCUCUGCUAACAAGACGCAGCAGUCCACAAAGGCAGAAAUAGAAAGCUCCCUAUCGAAGACAGCCAAAAGGAAUCUGAAGCGCAAGGAGAAAAGAAAACAAGAAAAAGGCGAGCGGGGGGUAGUGGAAGAGACCAUAGAGGAACUGGAGAAGGUUAACAUUUCAGAAGCCAAGGACAAAACGACCAAUGAGAACCCAGCAGCCGAGAACGCAAAGAAACUCAAGAAUCUCCGGAAAAAGCUGCGACAGGUGGAGGAACUCCAGCAAAAAAUAGACUGUGGAGAGAUUACCGAGCCAUCCAAAGAGCAGUUAGACAAGCUGGCCAGGAGGAAAGGGAUAGAGGAAGAAAUCGAGGACCUGGAACUGGACUUGUAGAAGACUUCUAAUAAGUAGUAGCAGAAGGCAUUCAUUGUGGGCUAGAUUGCCUGGGGACACAUUUGGCAUUUUCUGUUUAUUUCUUGUUCACUUGUUGCAUUGUAGUUUUUCCUAGGAUAAUAUGUGAGAGUUUG